UACAGGGGAUGACCAGAGACUGUGGACACAGUACAGGAGAUGACCAGAGACUGCGGACACAGUACAGGAGAUGACCAGAGACUGUGGACACAGUACAGGAGAUGACCAGAGACUGCAGACAACAGUACAGGGGAUGACCAAGAGACUGCAGACAGUACAGGAGAUGAGCAGAGACUGUGGACACAGUACAGGAGAUGACCAGAGACUGCAGACAGUACAGGGAAUGACCAGAGACUGCAGACAGUACAGGGGAUGACCAAGAGACUGCAGACAGUACAGGAGAUGAGCAGAGACUGUGGAC
Staurois parvus is the source of this 301-nucleotide messenger RNA. Lineage: Eukaryota; Metazoa; Chordata; Amphibia; Anura; Ranidae. The record is from the annotation of a GenBank genome assembly.